This is a messenger RNA of Drosophila sechellia, 543 nucleotides long. RefSeq lists its product as uncharacterized. The transcript is spliced from 4 exons. The coding region runs from base 1 to 543 and encodes 180 amino acids. The record is from RefSeq and is a predicted model, not a curated record. Lineage: Eukaryota; Metazoa; Arthropoda; Insecta; Diptera; Drosophilidae.
AUGGCAAUCAAGCUGAAUUUCUUCGUCGCCUCUCUGAUUUUGCUUACAAAUUAUUUCACAGAGGUUUAUUCUGUAGUGGAAUUUACAAACAUACAGUGCGAAUCUCUGGAUAAGGACUUCGCCUUAUUUGAAUAUUGUUUCCUGAAAUCUGAAAACCGAACAUACAAAUACGUUUCCGUAAAAGUUAAACUCCUAAAGAUACCCGUGAGCAAAGUAAAGGUGCGUUUAGGUCUCUAUAAACGUUUGAAUGGCUAUAAGCCCUUUCUCUACAAUUUGAGUUUCGACGCGUGCAGAUUCCUAAACUCGCCGAAUCCCAAUCCGGUUGCUCUUUACUUUUACAGUUGGUUCAAGGACUAUUCUAACACAAACCACUCUUGUCCAUAUGACCAUGAUAUUGUGCUAGAUAAGAUGCCGUAUGAUAAUAUAAACAAUAAGAUUACCAAAAUACUGCCCUUUCCGGAGGGAAAAUAUAUGAUUGAAAUGCACUGGAUAGCCUACGACAUUGAUCGAGCUAUAACUAAGUUCUUUUGGACACUUACUUGA